GGCGGAGUUAACUAGCGCAACACUUCCGUGUUCCUUAAACUUUAGUUAGAGAUGCUUCAAACUUUGAGCCGUAUAUUCAGGAAGCACAUUGGUACUGCAGCUGUGAACCCGUUUUGGAUUUACACCCGUAACAUGGGUAGUUUAAAGAGCGAAAAUCGGUCAAUACAUUCAGAUAACAUCCAGGAUAUUCAUCUCAUCCCAAUGGAUGUAAUUAUACGACCAUUUCCACCUGAAUUAGACGAACAGAAGGUCCAGAGUCUUAUGACGAGCAUCCAGGAAGGAUCAGAUAUCUCAGGUGUACCUCCUAUAGAUGUGCUGUGGAUCACUGGAGAAAAGGGGGGUAAUUAUUAUUAUUCAUUUGGAGGCUGCCAUCGAUUUGCUGCUUAUCAGAGAAUGAAGAUGAAAUCCAUACCAGCCAAGAUUAUCAAAUCCAACAUCUCAGACCUGCGGACCUACCUUGGAGCAUCAACGCCAAAUCUACAGUGACUCUGAUAAUAGUCCAAUGGUCAACUUAGAGUUUAUCAAUCUUUUUUUAUAUUUUCCUAUAUUUAUUUAUCUGUAUCUAUCCUGUGUAUAUUAAGACCUGACCUAAAAAGGCUUUAGCAAAUGGUUGCUGUAAAGAGCUUGUUGCUAUUAAAGAACAGAUUCAAUUUUGUACUUCACAUAUAACGUAAGAAAAAUAAGAAAAUAAAAUGGACGUGACUCAUUGGAGAGUCACUCUUAUCUCUGACAUAUUUCUGUAAAACCCUAACCAGACAUUUUACUGUUACUAUGAAUCACAAUGACUAAACAGAACUUUUUGUCUGCCUGUUCUCCUUUUUUACCACUAGAUGGCAGCAUUAUUACACAUUCAAAGUUAGGGCCCAUACUGUAUGUAUUUUGGAGGUAUCUUUUUAAGGUGUUUUAACGCCUUGUUUGUUUUGAGACCGCCAAACGCUAUCAGAGCAGUGCAGUGUGUAUAUGUGAACAAACCAAGUGAUCUCAGACCCCACGUUCAGAGGUGGUCUGAGUACAGUUCGCUUUUGUAUUCUUUUGUGGUUCGAUUUCUUUUUGACAUGUGAAAGUAAUGAGGUCCAGGUGUGCGUGUCGUUUUGACAUGUAUCAAAAUCAACUGCUGCACAGAAAGUUGGUGUCUGAGUUCUUAUGAGGUUGUGAUGUGAACAAGAAAGGGUCUAAGAUCACUUCAGUUCUGAAGAGGACCAAAAAAAGGACUGGGUCCUCUUUUGAGUCCAAUCUAUUGUGAACACCAAAAGGACUGAGGUCACUUUUGGCUAAUUCCUUUUCUGGUUCACUUAAAGUGAACAGUUUUUUUUUUAAACUAACUACAUGUGAAAACACCCUUAGUUACACUACAUAGUGUGUUAAGGGUGUUUUCACAUGUAGUUAGUUACAAAGCUCUCUGAGUUUAUCACAGCCCAACUGGUGCUAGCAAGACCAAGGUCAUGUGUUCGAUUUUCUAGGGAUAUCCUCAAAAUGUAUAUUUUGAAUGCACUUUCCUGCAUUAAAGCAUUUACUGAACUAUUCAUGUGAUAAGAGUGGGUCAACUAAGGUAGACAUCCAAAAUGUGAAGUGCUGGGGAGGCUUUAGUAACUGUUUGAAUAGUUCACCACUAUUAUACCCAAGCAGUCACCACCACUGUACCAAUGUCAUUGCAGAUUUUAAUAUUCAGAUUUGAUCGAAUGAAAAUUUUUUAAAGGCUUUAUUGUUUAUUCUAUAAUUAAAAUACAUGAAAGUGAUAAAAAAAUAAAAAAGCAGUAUUUUUGUUUCUGUUUAGUGCUUAGAUCUCUCUGACCCGUCUUGGUGUUUUAAAACUCUGGUUUGAAGCAAUGGUCUCAUUGCAGCUAAGUCAAACCACAUUUUUGAGCAUUUACAAGAUGACCACAGGCGUGUGCUGGUCUGGUGACUGCUGGACAUGGUUGUAUGUUCUAAACCGGAAGCCUUGAGAAUGGGUCACAAGGGAGGUGUCCGAUUUUGUAAUCUGGCACAGUCAGAUUUAUAAAAUAAUUUUGCUCCCAUACUGUAACAAUUUCUGUUUGAAACACUUUUACAGCUACACAUGAACACGAUCUGGUCAUAAAUAUAAAAAGCCAUUGGUGCACCACCUUUUUGUUUUAAUAACAGACUAUUUUGGGCUGUAUUUUAUUUUUACAUUUAUUGCUAAAUUGGAUUUUCCUGUGCCAUUAGAAGGGCAUGAGAAUUGUUGAAUGUUCUCUGAAGCUCAUCUAUAAAGGCUGCACAUGUCUGGGGUCAUGGGUCAUGAGAACUGGCCGGCGAUGUUCUCUUCUGCAAAAUGGAGCGAUGAAAGGAAUGAAUUCAGUUUUAUUGCAUUGCUAUAUAUAGAUGGAUUUCAGCUCACAUUCAGACAGCACUAUGAAGGAGAAAGUAGAACUACUAAUCUGGGUGUAGUUUUUUUUCUUGACUUUGUGAGUAAUAGAUGGAAACUUUUCUCAGUCAUUUUUGCUCUGAGUUUUCAGCUGUUGUGUGGUGGAUCAGAGAUGGGCAUGUCAGAUUUUUUCUUCUGUAAUGGCAGUUUACUUCCUUUGACCCCUGACCUUUGCCUGAUAUCCAUAUCCAUAGGCCUCUCAGACAAGAAGACCUUGUCAACAACAAAGAAACCAGGGCUGCAGGUGACUCACUGCAUAAUGAUGCUGAGUAAUAAAGUAUAAGAAAACAUCAGAUCUUCUGGAGAGCUUAGGUUUAUAUAUGUAAGAGGGGAAUGUUUUAUUUGUUGAAGUUUAAAAAAAAAGUUAAUUAAAGUUUAUCUAUUUAUAAGGACCAAAAACAAAAUACUCUGUAUGUAGGGGUGUGCGGAGCAAAAACUAAGGCUGGGUUAAUUGUAACACGGACUGUUUACAAUACAUUGUUGCACAGGGUCGAGCUAUUUGUUUUUCCAUUAUUUUUCACGCUGCCAAAGACGCUCUCCCUCAAAUUAUUGAAAGGGUAUAAUGUUUUUCCAGAGAGUAAUUGAUGAAAGAUUGUUUUGGUGGCAAGCACAUUUUUUCAACAUAUG
Messenger RNA from Paramisgurnus dabryanus, 3010 nucleotides. It is a transcript of the gene srxn1, whose product is annotated as sulfiredoxin 1 homolog (S. cerevisiae). Gene Ontology annotation, molecular function: sulfiredoxin activity. Lineage: Eukaryota; Metazoa; Chordata; Actinopteri; Cypriniformes; Cobitidae. Gene Ontology annotation, biological process: cellular response to oxidative stress. Gene Ontology annotation, cellular component: cytoplasm. The record is from RefSeq and is a predicted model, not a curated record.